ACCACCACCCACGUCCCACCAGUCAGCUGUUCAUCCCGCGCGGGGGGAGACGCGGCGUCGUGUACCUCCUGUGUUGGUGGUGCUUUAUCCACGUGUCGCCCGUGUUUCUGGCUCACGCUGACACUCUGGGACACGCUGGGACACUCUGGGCCUUCUCAAUCAGAUUAGGUGUGUGUGUGCAUGUGUGUGUGGAGGCAACAAGUGUGGCAGCCAGUGUGUGCGUGGUGGGGUGCAGGGGUGAUUGAAGGCAGCAGGAAGUGUAUUGCCUGGGGCGGUGCUGGCCGGCGGACCAUGGAUGAUGUAGAUGCCCAAGAGAGGGAGCACUUCAUCAGGAUUGUGCGUGCCUUCAAGUCCUAUCGGCACUACUCCCUGAAGAAGGUGACGGAGAAGGAGGCGUACAUCAAGAGCCUGCCGCCCCACCACCAGAUGCUGCUGCGCUCCUACCUGCGCCACCUGGAGGAGCAGCGCCUUUGCAUCGAGCACAACGCAGAGAUCAUCAAGCUCAUCGUCAGGGAUGUCGACUCCAUGUUUGAGAACCAGCCGCAGCCUGUGGUUGAGGAGGAGUGCCUUGGCAACACCAUGCUCGUGUCGGACAUCGAGAAGGUUCAGUCCACCAUCCGCCAGAUUGUGCGUGACUGGUCUCCAUCGGGCGCACACGAGCGGACGCAGUGCUACGGCCCCAUCAUUAGCAAGAUUGAGGAGCUCUUCCCCCAGGACACAGUGUGUGCCGAGGAGGUGAGCAUCCUGGUGCCUGGCGCUGGUCUGGGCCGCCUGGCGUAUGAGCUGGCCAAGCGUGGCUACACCUGUCAGGGCAACGAAUUCAGCCUCUUUAUGCUCUUCGCCUCAAACUUCGUCCUCAACAAGUGUCGGGGGGUCAACACCUUGCGUGUGUACCCAUGGGUCCACACUGGGAGCAACCUGCUGUCCAACCGUGACCAGCUGCGUCCUGCCACUUUCCCCGACACCAACCCCUCGGACCUCCACACCCAGGCUCAGUUCACCAUGGCUGCAGGAGAUUUCUUGGAGAUCUACACGUCUGCCUCGGCCUGGGACUGCAUUGCCACCUGCUUCUUCAUCGAUUGUGCCAACAAUAUUGUCUCCUUCAUCGAGACAAUAUACAACAUCCUCAAGCCAGGUGGCUACUGGGUGAACCUCGGCCCUCUCCUCUACCACUUUGCUGACCAGCCUGGGGAAGCCUCCAUAGAGCCCAGCUUUGAGGAGGUGAAGGCUAUUGCUGAAGGAUUGGGAUUUGAGCUCUCGGUUGAGGACACGGCGCUGCACACGGCCUACACACAGAACGUUCAGUCCAUGCUUAGAUAUGAGUACCGCAGUGUGUUCUUCGUGGCCCGCAAGCCCCUGCCACCUGCCAGCUGAUGGUGAAGACACAGCUCAGCACACUUGGUAAAGCCUCUUGUCUUAAACUUAAUGGGAGAGAGCGCAGAGUCAUGAUAUCCAGAAGUAUUUACAGCGGAAAUGUUAAUAGGUACAAGGUCCACCUCGAGAGAUUGAUCUUAGAGGGACUGCUUACAUUGAGGAGGAGGAGGAGGAGGGAGGGAGGUGUGUAUACUGUAAACCCUCUUAUUUAAAACUAUUGAGCUAUAUAAACCUAUGAGUGUAAUCAAUACCAUUUAGUUGUAUGUGAGACCUCUGAUAUUACUUGACAAAAGAGAACUUACAAAACAUUAAAAACAUUUAACACAGUAACAUAUGGGAAGCAAUAACUACUUUUAACAAUACUUCUUGCUCUCAUUGGUGCCUUGUACAUAUUAAUACCUUCAAAUAUAACAAACUUCUGAAGAUAAAGACUCGCGCUCCCCUGACUAGUUUCUUAAGUAGCUACUGUAUGUGAUGGAGAGCGUGGCAUCGUUGUGACUCCACUCUCCUCUCUACUGGUUAUCAUCUGUCGCUUCUGUGCUGCCGUGCAAAUGAAAUUACCGUCACGCUGCUGGUUCGUGAGUGGAAGGGAGUGAGUGGCGAGCUCCCUCACUCCUCACUACUCACUACUCAUUGGUCAUCGCUGUACGAGGGAGAGAAUCAUUCCAUCACUGGGCCAUGAGUGUGGGGGAGGUGCAAGCUUCCCUGCUCUUCACUGCCAGUCAUCACCUCCCUCCAUCAUCUCUGUGCAAGGGGAGGAACACCAUGGCAUUGCUGGCUGUGUGGUGGAGAUGAGUGGUUGGUUGUCUUGCCUUGAUCAUAAGUUCUGUGUCAACCAGGAGUAAACCAGGAAAUUUUACGUCCCUCCUUGGGGAGAAAGUAAAGCAAACUGUGGGUCCAAAGAGCAUCGUUUUAGGACUGUGCUUGAGAGUUUUUGUAUGUUCUUGCAGUAUUUCAGGACCAUGUGUGUGUAAAGUCGUUCAGUGAGGCAUUAUUUCAUCGCUGUGUACGUGUGAAGUACAGUCAUGCUCCGCCCUGCGUCAUUCACUGGUUCCGUAAGCCAUGACAUGACCUGUUUAGCUCUCCUUCCACAUGGUGCUGUUGUUUCAGUCUGGUAUACGUGUGUGUUGUAUCUUAUAUUUAUAUAGCAAUAUGGUGCUAGCCUGGACUGGCUUAGCCUAUGCUGCUGAGCAAUAUAAAGUCAGACAUAAUGGCACUCGCUGAACAUAAAAGUCCCCUAGAAAAGUGGUGUAAAGUCCAAUUUGACUGUUUAAAAUGACGUAAGGCAGGGCAUGACUGUAGUUCUGUGUGGCGUUGUUUCAGGACUGUUCGUACAAAGCUGUUAUGUUUUGUGUCUUUUGAGGAGUGUGUGCGUGUUAGGUCUUCUAAGGGGCAUCAUCACUUCAGGGCUGUGUCAGGGAAAAUUUGUUUUGUUGUGCAGACUUUGAGAAUUGUAAAUGUGUGACUCUGGGCCAUUCAUACAGUCCAAGAGAACAAGUGUGUAAGCUCCACAGCCAAACACAAAACACAACGGAAAUUCCUAGUAGCUCUGGUGUUUGCCGUUGAUAUAAAAAGGAAGAAAUUCUAGGAAGCUACACAGGAAAUCUCUCUAAUAGUAUCUGGUGUUGAUUAGAAAUAACAGAUCAUUGAGGAGAAUAUAGUUUGGUUUGGGUGCUUACAAUGCCUCUGUGGUGGACUGUGGAGCUGCUGGCCCUCUGUGCACUCUCCUGUAGUAGCUGCACGUGUUUCAGUCCUGGUUCUCAGAUGCUUUCAGCUCUCACAACAAAUGUUUCCAAAGGCCACAAAGAAGAUUAGUCAGGUUCUCAUGAGUUUUAUUUCACAUUCAUGGUGCAGGAGCCUUGUCAAACCAUCACUAGGCUCAUGAAACUACCCAUGGAAGUGCCCACAACCUCUAGCAAAGCCUUAUCUAGUGUGGGUGUGUAAGCCCCAGACUGUCUGAGAUUAUUGACCCUAGUCUCACCAAGGCCCCUCUGAGCUGAGUGUCAGCUCCCAUCCCUUCCACAGUGAUGGACAUAACCCACUCCCAUUCUUAUUGUCUGAAUGCAGAUAAGAGUUUAAUAAAGAUAUUAACUUA
Molecule: messenger RNA, 3469 nt
Organism: Eriocheir sinensis (Chinese mitten crab)
Lineage: Eukaryota; Metazoa; Arthropoda; Malacostraca; Decapoda; Varunidae
Product: carnosine N-methyltransferase-like
Exons: 9
Coding region: 181-1374 (397 amino acids)
Molecular function (GO): S-adenosylmethionine-dependent methyltransferase activity
Source: RefSeq, a predicted model, not a curated record